AUGGAGGACCCCCCGGGCAGGCCGUGCGUGUCGAUGUCCGACGACUUCAUGGCGCACAUCACGGAGCAGAUGAUCCAGAACGUGGAGGUCAAGGACCGCACCUACAAGAUGAAGAAAUACGCCAAGUGCUUCAAGGGCAUGGACGCCGUGCGCUUCCUGGUGUCCCGCGGCUACGCCCGCAACGACGACGACGGCGUCAAGCUGGGCAACUGCCUCAUGGAGAUGGGCAUGUUCUCGCACGUGACCCGCGACCACCCGCUCAAGAACGAGGACCUGUUCUACAGGUUCGCGGUGCACGAGGAGAAGUUCGUGCGGAUGGCGUCAAUGGGAGAGAAGGUGGGGCGGCCCGCGGGGGGGUUGAGGCAGGCCGGGUGGGCGGACGCGCUGCUGCGGUCGGAGCACGAGGCCGGCGCCGCGGGGCUGCAGCCCGGGAUGCCGGAGUGGGACCGGCAGGAGUUCACACAGGGCACCAAGGACGUCAACGUGAGCCCGCUGGACGAGCACAACAUCAAGCUGCUGGACAACGUGCACCCGGCGCAGUGGACGGACCCGGUGCCCACCAAGGAGAAGUACAACCUGGUGGUGAUCGGCGCUGGGUCGGGGGGCCUGGUGACGGCGGCAGGGUCGGCGGGCGUGGGCGCGCGGGUGGCGAUCGUGGAGGAGCACCUGCUGGGUGGGGACUGCCUGAACGUGGGCUGCGUGCCGUCCAAGGCGAUCAUAAGGUGCGCCCGGGCAGCCUACGAAGCCAGGAACGCCGCCAAAUUCGGAUUGAAUGUGCCGGUGGUGGAGGUGAACUUCGGGGCGGUGAUGGAGCGGAUGCGCAAGAUACGGGCAGGGAUCAGUCGGCAUGACUCGGCUGCGCGCUUCACCGGCCUGGGCGUGGAUGUUUUUAUUGGCCAUGCCCAGUUCAGGGCCAAAGACACGGUGAUGGUGAAUGGGAAGGCGCUGAAAUUCGCCGCCUGCGUGAUCGCCAGCGGGGCCACGGCCAGCGUGCCUCCCAUCAAGGGCCUCAGGGACGUGCCCUAUCUCACCAACGCGUCGUUCUUCAACCUCACGGAGCUCCCAAAGCGGUUUGGGGUGAUCGGCACAGGCGUCAUAGGCCUGGAGCUGGCGCAGUGCAUGGCGAGGUUCGGGUCCCAGGUGACGGUGAUGGGGAGGUCUGGAAAGAUUUUGGAGAAGGAAGAGAGGGACGCUGUGGAGAUCAUUCAGAAGCAGUUGGUCGAGGACGGCAUAACCUUCAAGCUGCACUGUCAGUACAAGGAGGUCAAGAAACCCAGCAAUGGUAGGAUAGAGGUUCAUAUCGUCAACAACGGAAAGCCCGAGAUUGUGGUGGUGGAUGAGCUGCUGGUGGCCACUGGCAGGACUCCAAAUGUCAGAGGGCUGGAUCUGGAGAAAGCUGGCGUGGAGUACGAUGAGAAGAAGGGCAUAGUCGUCAAUGAAUACCUUCAGACAACUGCUAAGAGCAUAUACGCUGUUGGUGACUGCUGCACAGAGUACAAGUUCACUCAUGUUGCCGACGCCAUGGCGCGCACGGUCAUCCGAAAUGCCCUCUUCUUUGGUGCGGGGAAGAUGUCGUCUCUGCUCAUCCCCUGGGCCACAUUCACUGAACCUGAAGUGGCCCAUGUCGGACUGUACGAGGCGGACCUCACCAAGAAAGGCAUAAAAUUCCAGUCGUUUGUGAAGAAGCUUUCAGAAGUGGACAGAGCGAUUUGUGAUGGCCAGGAGGAAGGAUUUGUGAAGAUCACUGUCAAGGAAGGCACGGACAAGAUCCUUGGGGCAACGAUCGUGGCACACAAUGCUGGCGACAUGAUAUCAGAGGUCUCUCUGGCCAUGCAGUCAGGCUUUGGGCUGGGAUCCAUCGCCUAUGUCAUCCACCCAUAUCCGACACAGGCUGAGGCAGUCCGCAUGUGUGGGGACCUGUACAACAAGACUCGACUGACAGCUUUUAUCAGGUCCAUGUUUCGCAACCUCUUGGCGUGGAGGCGAUCGUGA
Messenger RNA from Ostreobium quekettii, 1992 nucleotides. The record is from the annotation of a GenBank genome assembly. NCBI's taxonomy places the organism in Eukaryota, Viridiplantae, Chlorophyta, Ulvophyceae, Bryopsidales, Ostreobiaceae.